GUCUCUAUCGUACAAGGCCUCUACGAAAGCCAACCGGAUCACAAUCCCAUUCAUCGCCCACAGCACGUUUCGUCAGGAGAUCCUUUCUCUCUUUUCCUCUUUCCACCGUGAAAAAGAACAGAGAAAGAGAGAGAGAGAGAGAGAGAGAGAAAAUUCCAAAAGCCUCUUAGAUUCUCAGAAUCGCUUCGUUUCAAAUUUUUGGCGCCAAAUCCAUGAAGAUUGAGAGCUUUGGGCCGGAUAUGUGUACCGCGAUCGAAGACUCGCCGUCGUUGACCGUCGGGAACUCUACGGCGGUGAAGUCUCCGCAGAUUGCUGGCGACGAUGCCGAACGGGACGGGGAGGAGUUGCUGGUUCCGCCGCUGAACUUCGCGAUGGUCGAUAAUGGCGUAUUCAGGUCCGGUUUCCCCGAUUCCGCUAACUUCGGCUUCUUGAAAUCCCUAGAGCUCCGUUCCAUUAUAUGUUUGUGCCCGGAGCCCUAUCCGGAGGCGAACAACAUUUUUUUGAAGGCUAAUGGGAUUAAGCUUUUCCAGUUCGGGAUCGAUGGCUGUAAGGAGCCUUUUGUAAACAUUCCAGAGGAAACAAUCCGGGAAGCACUGAAAGUUCUCCUUGAUGUGAGGAACCACCCACUUCUAAUUCAUUGCAAACGAGGGAAGCACCGCACUGGUUGUCUGGUGGGAUGCUUUAGAAGAUUGCAAAGAUGGUGCCUGUCUUCAGUUUUCGAUGAGUACCAGAGGUUUGCUGCUGCUAAGGCCAGAGUGACAGAUCAGAGGUUCAUAGAAUUGUUUGAUAUUUCGGGCUUGAAGCACAUGCCAAUAUCAUUUUCAUGUUUAAAGAGAUAGCCAAAUAGAAAGAAGAAAAGCAUGGAGAGUGCCCAUGCUUAAUAGAAAGCGAGGCAGUGGAUGUUGGAUAAUAUCAUUCCUUUUCUUUUUAUUUGAAUCCUCCCCUUGAUACCUUAGCUGGUGUCUUGCAUUGGUUUUCUUAUUAUAAUUGGAAGUCAUAAAUAUAGGCCUUCGCUUUUGUUUGUGUGCGAA
Messenger RNA from Alnus glutinosa, 1031 nucleotides. RefSeq names its product probable tyrosine-protein phosphatase DSP4. NCBI's taxonomy places the organism in Eukaryota, Viridiplantae, Streptophyta, Magnoliopsida, Fagales, Betulaceae. The coding region runs from base 213 to 839 and encodes 208 amino acids. Gene Ontology annotation, cellular component: cytoplasm. The record is from RefSeq and is a predicted model, not a curated record. The transcript has 5 exons. Gene Ontology annotation, biological process: protein dephosphorylation. Gene Ontology annotation, molecular function: phosphatase activity.